UCAUAGUUCAACAAAAAUGCAGUGACGCAACUAGCUUGCCAGGCUGCUGAUGCUAUGGAUAAUACGCUCAGGAGGGAGGACAUAUGUUAUACUGCAGCUCAGAAAACAUUAAUUAUACCGACAUGUAACCAAGCGUCGUAAUUUCUGCGACAAUGCUGUGUUUGGGUGUAAAUGCGGCGAGGUCGUUGCAGUCUUUGAGAAAGCUGUCCCCCCUCUCCCUGAUCCACAUGAGACAUCCGUCUUGUGUCUGCCCUGUGAAGUCGUCAAGGAUACGACACAGCGGUGCCGCUUGCUGCCACUCUACCGGACCACCUGCUCCCCCCACACUGACUGACCCCUCCUCUGAAUGCACUGAUACUAAACCCAGCCACAGCACCGCUGCCUGGACACCUGACCAGGGCCCGCCAGCGGCCCCCACUCACUGCUGCAUGAGCGGCUGCCAUAACUGUGUGUGGAUAGAACACGCCGAGCAGCUGCUGGCGUAUUACCACGAUGGAGGGGAGCAGGCUCUCUCUGCAAUCGAGGAAAACGUCCUCGAUGAAAACCUCAAAACCUACCUGAAGAUGGAGAUAAGGCUUUUAAAAAAGACGUGAAGGACAUAUACUGUAUGUUCACAGUGUCGACAUGAAUGAGUGUUGUGAGACUCCUUAGUAAGAAUCUGUUAAACUAUACGCACACUCCAUGCACUGAAUUUACCUCUACAUUUUCACUUCCUCCUCACACAGGUCAUCUGCACCAUUUCAUUUAUAAAAACUACCGGGUUAAAGUGUGACAAGAAGCUGCGGAUUUCAGGAAUCCUCUUGUCCUCCUGACGAAAAUCAAACAUGGCUAACAUUUAAACGUUCAAAUGAUAAUUCCAGUUUAUUACAAGUGAAUCUUCUUAUGCAAACCAAAUAACAUUCUUUGUUUUAAUAACAUAACAUUCUACUUGACACAGUAAUAUCUGAGACCCGGCGACACCUGGCAUCACUACAACAGGAAACAAGAACAAACUCAGUUCAUAGAUGAUCACAUUUAUUAAGAAACAAAGCCAGGGUCUGAAAUAUAUUCUUUAGAUACAUGAAAAUUGUUGGGUUUAAACGUUACCAACAAGCCAAACCUUUUCCUUUUCAGGAAUGAUUGAAUUGUUGUGCCGUUUGGACCUUGAUUUAUAUUCUAUUGAAAGUGAGAUUGAAAGUGUGUUUUUAAAGAAAGAUUAUGUCAGUAAUGAUUUUGGCUUCAUUUGAAAAUGAAUUUGGUUAAAAAUGACUUCUAUUUUCUUCAUUUGUACUGCUUGAUUCAGUAAUCGAUUCACAGUCAAUCGAUCCUCCUUUCAUCAUAAAGCACAUUUGCACAUAUGCUUUAUUUAUUAUAAGUUUGAACUGAAGUGUUAAAUUAUAUUUGUAUGUGUAUAAUGAUCGUUUGCUUGCAUUUUAUUUAAGAGUUUAUUUUGAAUAGUUGUUU
Messenger RNA from Eleginops maclovinus (Patagonian blennie), 1443 nucleotides. RefSeq names its product oxidoreductase-like domain containing 1 (gene oxld1). The transcript is spliced from 2 exons. The record is from RefSeq and is a predicted model, not a curated record. The coding region runs from base 153 to 593 and encodes 146 amino acids. NCBI's taxonomy places the organism in Eukaryota, Metazoa, Chordata, Actinopteri, Perciformes, Eleginopidae.